Scatophagus argus is the source of this 1499-nucleotide messenger RNA. It is a transcript of the gene clns1a, whose product is annotated as chloride channel, nucleotide-sensitive, 1A. The coding region runs from base 341 to 1099 and encodes 252 amino acids. Gene Ontology annotation, biological process: cell volume homeostasis; chloride transport; mRNA cis splicing, via spliceosome. The record is from RefSeq and is a predicted model, not a curated record. The transcript has 8 exons. Gene Ontology annotation, cellular component: plasma membrane; pICln-Sm protein complex; methylosome. NCBI's taxonomy places the organism in Eukaryota, Metazoa, Chordata, Actinopteri, Scatophagidae.
GAGACGAAGAAGAAGAAGAAGCGUCGCGGAAACGUCGACAAUGUUGCCGCGAUAUUUCAGCUGAGGAGUUUUCAGCGUAGCACCGCUAGCUUCCACAACAUUUGGCUAACUUGUUAUUUUCACACUUUUCGCUGCUUGUGGUGGCUUCUCUGAACGGCUCGGCCUGGUUUGGUUAAUCCGGGAGAAGAAGCGCAGCAGCAGGCUUCGAAGCAGUUUAUCCGCCUCCAGCUGUCGAGCAUUAAUUUACCGAGACGCUAUCCCGGGUUACAUUAGCAGGCUUUGUCACACGAAAGAGGGCACACAGCUUCUUGUCCGCAGACGUUAACCGGUUUCGCGGACGAUGGUUUUACUGAAAAACCUCCGUCCUCCCACCGAGGGUGUGCGACAUGAGCAAGCCGAGACCACGGCGGUGAUGGACGGCCAGAAGCUCGGCUGCGGGACGCUCUACGUUGCCGAAACGCGCCUGUCGUGGUUCGACGGCUCAGGGUUGGGUUUCUCUCUGGAGUAUCCCACCAUCGGCCUGCACGCCAUCUCCAGAGACGUCAGCGCGUACCCACAGGAACAUCUGUACGUCAUGGUCAACGGCAAACUCGGAGGUGAGAAUGAGGCAGAAAUGGCAGAGAAAGCAGCUGAUGAUGAAGACGAUGACGACAGCGGCAACAGCGCAGGUGACGACGACGACGAUGAGGAAGGAACGAUCACGGAGAUUCGAUUUGUGCCCAGCGACAAGGCGGCGCUGGAGUCCAUGUUCUCGGCCAUGUGCGAGUGCCAGGCGCUGCAUCCCGACCCGGAGGACGACGACGACUCCGACAACGACUUCGAAGGAGAAGAGUACGACGUGGAGGAGGCCGAGGCAGAGCACGGCCACGCUGACGUCCCCACCUUCUACACCUGUGACGAGGGUCUGUCGGCGCUCACGCAGGAGGGCCAGGCCACGCUGGAGAGGCUGGAGGGGAUGUUAGCCCAGUCGGUCGCUCAGCAGUACCACAUGGCUGGAGUCCGGACUGAAGAAACCAGCGGCGAGUUCGAAGACGGGAUGGAGGUGGAUGCAGCAGCGACGGAGGCCGGUCAGUUUGAGGAUGCGGACGUCGAGCACUGAUGGAAGUCCCGUCAGCAGCCAAUCAGAGCCCCGGUGUUGCAUCAUGUGACUGGAGCACUUCCUCACGGCUCCCAGCCUUUACUCCCCUCCUGUUCCGGGCACUUCCUGUUCUCCACCAGACAAACCUUUCCUCGCGUGCUUGAGCUCACCUGUUGCGGCUCCCCUCGUGUGUCCUGUUGUGUUGUAGGUUUUCUGCUCCUCCGGCUGUCGUCUCAUCACUAAUUUGUCCAAGUCGUCCGAACUCGAUUGAGCUUCGGCCCAAAUCCUGUUGUUGACUGUAAAAACUAAACUCUUGACUUUGUGUUUGUUUUGUACCUGAUGACCAACUUAAUAUCUGAUAUUCCUGUCGAGGAGGUUAAAGUCUUUAUAAGAAAUUGUCAAUAAAUGCAUAGUUUUUGUA